Messenger RNA from Notodromas monacha, 4504 nucleotides. The record is from the annotation of a GenBank genome assembly. Lineage: Eukaryota; Metazoa; Arthropoda; Ostracoda; Podocopida; Cyprididae.
AUGAAUGUGUGCUGUGAGAGUGAACGAGCAGCAGUGAAGAUGAUGGCCAUUAACGCGCAAGGAACGAAAGGACAAACGACUCCCGCAGCCGUGACAACUACAACUACGUCCUCCGUGGCCAGUUCCACUACGACGUUACAAUCCACGAGUAAACGAGAAGCGCUGAGAAUGACUGAAAUUGGAUUAUUGGAUUGUCUCGCAUUUGUUUCUUCAGCAGCAGUGCUUGCAUUUGGCGUGAAGCUUAACGCCAUUAACGCGCAAGGAACGAAAGGACAAACGACUCCCGCAGCCGUGACAACUACAACUACGUCCUCCGUGGCCAGUUCCACUACGACGUUACAAUCCACGAGUUCGACAGAGCCGAACGUGAUCGAGGACAUCCGGAUAGAAUGCAACAGUAACGACAUUCGAGUGAAAAUCGAAACGAAUGCCCGGUUCAAUGGCCUCAUCUAUCCCAAAGGACUUUCGAGAAAUUCCACGUGUAUGUCUCAAUAUGACAACCGAAUCGACCCAGAUGUCGAAUACGUCAUUCCGUUGUGGUCCUGCAACACCAUGAGUUCCGCUAUGCCUGAUGGAGGGAUUGAGUACUUCAAUACCAUUGUCGUUCAGCCGCAUCGGAAGCUGGUGACGAGUCAUGGCAGAGGCUACCACAUCCGAUGCAAGUACCAGACUCAAGAAAAGACCGUCCAAUCCGACUUCAAUGUCAAGCAAUUAGAAGGAACGACGCCGAUCAUCGCUACUGCCGCCUUGCCCGCGUGUCGGAUGCUCAUCUAUUUCGGCGGCGAGAACCGAGUGGCGGAGAAUGUGCGGAUAGGCGACCCGUUGACUCUGGAAAUCGAAUUGGACCCGCAAGAGAUCUACGGGUUCAAGGUGUCGUCUUGUUGGGUUCGGGACGGGAUGAACCAAGGCGAGCAGCGUCUGAUUGACGAGUUCGGGUGUCCCGAGGACGAGGAGAUCAUGGGUCCGUUCGUGUACGAGCCCAACAAACGGGUUGCCCGGGUCCAGUUCCAGGCCCACAAGUUCCCCUACACGCCGUCAGUCUACUACACGUGCAACAUCAAGCUCUGCGUCAAGGGCGCCGGUGGUUGUGACGAUGUGCCCCCGGAUUGUGGACGUGAUUAUCAGUCGGUUCUUCGUCGUCGUCGUCGCAAGCGUCAGCUUACCCGAGUGGAAGAGGAAGAACGAAAACAACGCACGAUUCAAGUCUACAGCGGAUUGUACGUGAGCGAAGAGGAAGAUUACGGCACAGGGACUGACGUGGACUUUCCGGAUGUCGAAAAAGUCGAAGAGGCUGGAUUGCACGAAGGCAAAUUUUGCAUGAGAAAGGAAACGUUCUGGUGGAUCAUCGUUAUUUGCGGCUUGCUGCUCAUGUUCGCCGUGCUGAUCACGACGUUGAUCCUGAUCCAACGAAGACGACGUGGAAAGCACACUUCGACCACUGGGUCUUCUAUUUACUCUGGGCCUUACUCCAACGCGGCUUAUUCGCAUUCCAGCAGCUGAGCAAAUCUUCGGAACCUUUUCUUCUGCUCCCGUCAUAUUUGACCUCAAAGUCGUUUUAUUUCUAUCUUUUUUGUUGUUGCAUGAACUAGAAGGGAGAUCAUGACUGGUUUCUGCGCGAAGUCAGGAGCAUAUGGUUGUGGGACGAAUGUCCACGAGUUCAUUUAAUAAGAGAAGUUUUAGAAAAGAUUUAUCUAUUCAAUUCUUGGCAUAAAUUUUGGAGGGUAAUUUAUUCGAAUAUGUUUGAUUAGUUUAUUCUAAAGCAUGUCUGGGUUUAUUUUUAAAUUUAGAAGAAUACUUUACAGUAUUGAUGAAUCCUUCUAGAAUAUGCUGGUAAUAAUUACGGACUCGCAGUAGCACAUAUUGUUGUAGACUUUAUAGAGGCGAUUAUUAUAAUUAUUGACGACGUCCAUCAGCAAUUUUCUCUUGGUUUGCAUUUUUUGGAUUCUAGUAAGCUUUAUUUCAACGAAAAAGUAAUAAUUUGCCGAACAGGUUUUUCGUCAUUUUCUUGCGUUUUUUGCUCGAUUAUCUGACUUUGACAGCUAUAAGUGACAGCUCAGGAUACAUUUUUCUGAAAUCAUGUUCGGAAAAGUUGGGAGUUAUUCUUCCACGUGAUCUGAAAAUUUCAAGUUUUUAUGAAGGGAUUUUUUGAAGAAGUUCCACGUUGAAUGUUUAUGACUCCGUGUGGAAACCAUCAGUCAACUCCAUAGUAUUUCAAGCAGCUAUACGAAGGUUUUUUGUAGGUUUGUUUUUAGGUAUUACGGGAUGCUUCCCCGGUGAAGAAAAAGAUUUAUUCCGUUGCUUUUAUUUUUUCUUUCGGACGUUGACUUUGCAAAUGCCGUCUUUUUUUUCUGGAAUGCAUAGAGCUUGUCGUUGAUGAGAUCAGCUUGAGUUCACGAAAGGUUGGCACUAUGGGAAAAGCCAUGGUCCGAAAAAGAAUGCUUGGACUCGAUUUGAGUUUGUCAUCAGCACAUGGGCUCAUCGAAGUAUCCUGAAACUGCUCAAUAUUAAUAAUUCUAAUGCCGAGAUUCGAGUUCAAGUGAGAACAGGCAUUAUUGAUUUAUUUUCUGACUAUAUAGAAGAGAUAUCUUUUUUAGUUGCUUUGACCUGAAAAGUCGCGAGAAUCCUCAAGUAGUCCGUUUCGUCCCUUUUUUUGUAGAACUUGAGUCGCCUGUGAUACAAAACGAUACACUCCAGAUUGGGCCAAACAAUUUGUAUUCGUAUCUCGUUAUGGGAAGCUUAAACGAGUAUGUAAAUAUUGCGAGAGGGUUUUAUUUUGUUUUUUUUUUUUCCUGAGUUUGACGUAAUCGUUGACCUGUUUGAUUGUCAAAGUAACUGAAGCUACUUAUUUAUUAAUAUUUUUCCUGCUGACAAUAUCUUUUUCUGCUGCUUGUAGUGUCGUAGAGAGAAAGAAAAAUGGGCAUGUGGACGCUUCUUGAAUCCUCAGAGUCCCUAACGCAGUGCUAAAAAACAUUUUUUUAAAUUCCGCCGAACGCGGACUAUUACGAAUUUCGUCCUUUUUCUGUGUUCGAUUUUUUUUCGUGUAUGUAGAAAUUUUUUUUUUUUUUUUAGCGCGCGGAAUUUUAUCGGAAUUCCGGUGCUCCGCUCUGCCAGAAGCUCGUGAAAGAUGAGUGGCGGAAAAGUAUCCUUCAAGAGGCAGCUAAAACUUCUUGUUCGAUAGAGAUGGAGUCGAAUGGGUGCGUUUGUUUGUUUGUUUGGGUUUGAAAGGCGGGAACUAAAUCUGUGAGUUUUUGGGGCGGUGAGAUUUGAGAAAUAAGAAAAUGGGAGAGAGAGAGAGAGAGUAGCGGGGGAUCAUGAUGAGAGAUCCCCCCUCGUCCUCAUCGCGAUGAUGAGAUGAUUUGGUGCAUUGAUCGUCGAGCUUCUUGCCUUCCCUAAACUUCGAUGCGUGUUGCAAAAAUUGUUGUUGCUCACAUGAUUUGUGUUUUUUUUUUGCUUUGCGAAUGUUUUUCCCACUUCCACCACAUUUAUUUGUUUUUGCCUCUUGAUGUAGGACCGCCAUCUUUCCCCUUUCAACCAUCUACCUGGAUAUGCAUGAGCGUGACAUCUAUAUCACCAGUUUUUUUCACUUUCCACAAACAAAUUUUAUGCAUUCCCUAAAUCGAGAGUGCGCAUGACCUGUGAUAUACAUAGAAGAAAUACUUUUUCGCUUCCUUGAAAAUAUUUUCUGAAUACGUAUUAUUGCAAACGAGAUGAGAUUUCAUUUCCCACUGAUUCGUUUCAAGAAAACUGAAGUAAUUUUUUGUGCGAAUGAACACUAAGAAGACGGAGUAAAAAUAUUUUUUCCUUACAAAAGGAAAGGUUUUUCACGAAUAUUUUCAUAAAUUUGCAACCCUUUGUCAAAAUUUUUUUUUAAAAUCGUUGAUCGGUCAGCAGCAGAUUUCUCUGAUAAUUUUUGAAGGCUGCCAAAAUCGGUUCGUGUGGGACAAAAAUUUCCAUUAGAUGAAAUAUACGAGUGAUUAAACACUGGAGGUGAACAUGCCAUGUGCUAACAUAUUCAGUGAGAGGGUGUGGAUGUGUACCCGCAGAGUCGCACUUAUUUUUUUCUCUCUCCUUAUCUUUGUAUCUAAAUUUGGAAAUUUUAACUGUAAUAAGCGAAUAUUUACACACUGAUGGAAGUGAGAAAAAUGUUCGCGAAGUUCCUCUUGUCUUGGUGCUGCUGAAAACUUUGUUUUUGAAUGAGUUCAGCUCGUUCGCCGUGUAACAACCGUGUGAUAUAUAAUACUGCGUGUGCUUUUUGAGUAAAAAUCGACCGCGAAAUAUGCCCUUGUCAGUGGACAAUGGGAAUGUUGUCUUUGAUCCGUCCCGCGCGAGCACAGGAAUUCCUGAGCAAUCUAGUAUACGAAAAGAUGUUGCUUUUAAACGGGUGAAACGUUGUAGCAGCAUCACCCUUGACUUGAGUUGUCUUUAUUUUUUCCGAUGCGAUGCUCGCAGCUUUUACGGGCACUCAUCGUUGUGAGGAGAAAUAGAAACUAUGAAUUUCAAAACA